ACUGCGAGGAGUAGUGGUUGCAAUACUCUUACUGUGGCUACUCUCAGACGCUAGCAUUUAACGAAAUCCAAGCAAAUUAUAGCUGUUAUAUAGGAUGUAUGCAAUCGGAUCCUUCGCAAAAUAUUUGUUUUCUUGUAUUAAACAAGGAUUUUUCUCCGUAGCGUUUGAGGUUUUUGGGUGGCAUGCAAUCGCAAGAUAGGAGGAGCCCUCAGCCCUCGUUUCUUGCAGCACUGAAUAGCAUUGCUUUGCGCGUAAGCAAGUAGCCUAGAAUCCUAACGCAGGAAUUCCGUGAGAUUGGACAUCGCACUACGCUCAUCUUUUCAUACCUCAGGAAACAUGUCAUCUCAAACUAAAUAUAAGAAGGACAAGGAGAUCAUCGGGGAGUACGAGACACAAGUGAAAGAGAUCCGGAAUCAGCUGGUGGAGCAGUUCAAAUGCCUGGAGCAGCAGUCGGAGUCGCGCCUGCAACUGCUCCAGGACCUGCAGGAGUUCUUCCGCCGCAAGGCCGAGAUCGAGCUGGAGUACUCCCGCAGCCUGGAGAAGCUGGCCGAGCGCUUCUCCUCCAAGAUACGCAGCUCCCGGGAGCACCAUCAGUUCAGGAAGGACCAGCACCUCCUGUCCCCGGUGAACUGCUGGUACCUGGUGCUGAACCAGACGCGGCGCGAGAGCCGCGACCACGCCACGCUAAACGACAUCUACACCAACAACGUCAUCGUGCGCCUGUCCCAGGUGGGAGAGGAUGUCAUCCGGCUCUUCAAGAAGAGCAAAGACAUUGGGAUACAGAUGCACGAGGAGCUUGUGAAGGUUACAAAUGAACUGUACACUGUGAUGAAGACAUAUCACAUGUACCACACGGAAAGCAUCAGUGCCGAGGGCAAGCUGAAGGAGGCGGAGAAGCAGGAGGAGAAACAGUUCAGCAAGUCGGGGGAUAUCAACGUCCACCUCCUCCGUCACGAGGACCGACCUCAGCGACGCAGCUCCGUCCGCAAGAUCGAGAAGAUGAAGGAGAAGAGGCAAGCCAAGUACUCCGAAAACAAGCUGAAAUGCACAAAAGCCCGAAACGACUAUUUGUUGAAUCUGGCAGCUACAAACUCCGUUGUGGCAAAGUAUUAUAUCCACGAUGUCUCCGAUAUGAUAGAUUGUUGUGACCUUGGUUACCAUGCCAGCCUGGCACGCACCUUCAGGACGUACUUGUCGGCGGAGUACAACCUGGAGACAUCUCGCCACGAGGGCUUGGACAUCAUCGAAAAUGCGGUGGAUAACCUGGACUCCCGCAGCGACAAGCAUAAGAUCAUGGACAUGCACUGCCAGGUCUUCUGCCCUCCCCUACGCUUUGAUUACCAGCCACACAUGGGGGAUGAGGUGUGCCAGGUGAGCGCCCAGCAGCCAGUGCAGACAGAGCUUCUCAUGCGCUACCACCAACUGCAGUCACGCCUGGCCACCCUGAGGAUCGAGAACGAGGAGGUGAGGAAGACUCUGGACGCCACCAUGCAGACGCUGCAGGACAUGCUGACGGUGGACGACUUCGACGUUUCCGACUCGUUCCAGCACAGCCGCUCCACAGAGUCCGUCAGAUCUGCCGCCUGCGAAUCCUACAUGAGCAAAAUCAACAUCUCCAAGAGGAGGGCCAACCAGCAGGAGACAGAGAUGUUCUACUUCACUAAAUUCAAAGAAUUCCUGAAUGGCAGUAACCUCAUAACCAAACUGCAAGCAAAACACGACCUCCUCAAGCAGACGCUGGGAGAAGGAGAAAGGGCGGAAUGCGGAACAACGAGGCCCCCCACACUCCCUCCUAAGCCCCAGAAAAUGCGGAAACCUAGGCCUCGCUCAGUGUAUAACCAUAAGCUGUUUAAUGGUAACAUGGAGACCUUCAUCAAGGAUUCAGGCCAAGCCAUACCGUUGGUGGUAGAGAGCUGCAUUCGAUACAUCAAUCUAUAUGGGCUGCAACAGCAGGGUAUAUUCCGAGUUCCUGGAUCUCAGGUCGAAGUCAAUGAUAUUAAAAAUUCAUUUGAAAGAGGUGAAGACCCCCUGACUGACGUUCAGAGUGACCAUGACAUCAACUCGGUGGCAGGGGUCCUGAAGCUGUACUUCAGGGGCCUGGAGAACCCACUCUUCCCAAAAGAGCGCUUUCUGGACCUAUUGGCGACCAUCAAACUGGAUUCGGGUGCUGAGAGAGCUCAUCACAUCCAACAGGUCGUUGUGACUCUUCCGCGUACCAUCAUCAUUGUCAUGAGAUACCUGUUCGCAUUCCUCAAUCAUUUGUCCCAGUACAGUGAUGAGAACAUGAUGGACCCCUAUAACCUGGCCAUCUGCUUUGGCCCCACCCUAAUGCCCAUUCCGGACGGCCAGGACCCAGUGUCCUGUCAGGCCCACGUCAAUGAGCUCAUCAAGACCAUCAUUGUCCACCACGAGGCCAUCUUCCCCAGCCUUCGAGAGCUGGACGGGCCGGUCUAUGAGAAGUGCAUGACUGGAGGGGAGGAGUACUGUGACAGUCCUCACAGUGAGCCUGGCACCAUUGAGGAGGUAGACAAUGGCACAGGGCCACACACCAGUGAUGAUGAGGUGGAGCAGAUCGAGGCCAUCGCCAAGUUCGACUACAUGGGCCGCACGCCGCGGGAGCUGUCGUUUAAGAAGGGCGCGUCACUGCUGCUGUACCACCGCGCCUCUGAGGACUGGUGGGAGGGCCGGCACAACGGCGUGGACGGGCUGAUACCUCACCAGUACAUCGUGGUCCAAGACUUUGAUGACGCUUUCUCAGACAGUCUCAGUCAGAAGGCUGACAGCGAGGCCAGCAGUGGGCCCCUCCUGGAUGACAAGUCCUCGUCUAAAAAUGACGUUCAGUCCCCCUGUGAGCCGCCACUCGACUACAGCUUUGGACGGGUCCUGGGACGGGUGAGGCUGCAGUCCGACGGAGCCGUGACCCCCCGUUGCCGUGGCGGCGAUGCCGACACCCACAGCCCCCCCAGGGGGAUGGACACCCCACCGCGGGCGGCGGCCUGCCCCAGCAGCCCCCACAAGAUGGCGGUCAGCCGAGGGCGCCUGGAGAGCCCAGACAAGCGCCGCCUGGGCACGUUCGGCAGCGCGGGAAACGUGAACUACCCCGAGAGGAAGGCCUACCCCGAGGGCCACCCGCUCAGGCCUGCGCCCUGCGCCACCCGCCACAGCAGCCUGGGCGACCAGAAGUCCCUGGAAACGGAGGCACUCGCUGAGGACAUAGAGAAGACCAUGAGCACCGCUCUUCAUGAGCUGCGGGAGCUGGAGAGGCAGAACACGGCCAAGCAGGCGCCGGACGUGGUGCUGGACACGCUGGAGCCGCUGAAACAGCCCCCCGGCUCGGAGCCCACCAGCCCUCUGCACACCAUCACCAUCCGCGACCCGGAGGCGGCCGCGCGCCGGGGCGGGGGCUUCGCCCCCGAGACCAUGAGCACCUUCAAGCCCAUGCUGUCGGCCCGCCUGGUGGGCGCUCAGCUCAGGCCCCCGCCCGCCAGGCCGGUCCGGCCCGCGCCCACCCAGCACCGCUCCAGCAGCUCCAGCUCCUCCGGCCUGGGCAGCCCGGCCGUCACCCCCACCGACAAGCUCUUCCCCAGCAAGCUGUCCCCCGACAUGUAGCCUCCGUCCCCAUGGCCCCAGCACUGCACCGCACUCAGCCCCCGCGGUCCUGAAGACUGUCCAACCGCCGGAGCUCAGGACACCAGCCCUUACCUUUAGUCUGGAUAUUUAGCUUUACUUACCAUUUGAUUUGAAUGAAUUCAUAACUGGGGUGAACAGCCCAGGAGAAGGUCCUUUACCGGGAGGAGUACUGUAGUACUAGUAAUAGUAAAAUGACUGGCACGAUACCACUGAGAGACACUGGAAUAGAAGAAAUGUGAGAAGGAAUGGAAACUGAAAAAAAUACAUUUUACUUAGUAGUCGUUAAUUUUUUUUCCUUUUACCUCAGAAAAAAAGACAGCAUAAGUUUUGUUGUUUGUUGCUGGCAUCCUACUGGGAUGAAUUAACUGUCGAUGAGAAGUCCUGGAGUAUAGUUCAUAUUCAUUUCUACCCCACACUGGUCGACCAUUUAACUUAUCUCAGACUCAAGAGGCCUUCUGUUUGGAGAGUGACCAUGGGUUAUCCUCUUAUCCUGUCAUUAUGUGCUAGAUGGUACAUUCAGUUUAGUUACCCCCUCUAAUGCUGUGGGAAUUUAUGACUUGCAGCUUUAGACUUGUAACAGUAUAUAAACUUGGUACAGUAUGCUUACUUGAACUGAUAUUCCUUAUGUUUAUAGUAUAAGGAAUACAAUUACAAUACACUGUAAAAUUACAAUAUUAAAAACAGUUGUAUCGGACAUGCAGAUUGUAGUAUGAAUCUGAAAUCAAUGUACAAACUAAUAAUAAGGACAAUGUGGUGAACUUGUAGUUUAAUGUGUAUAUUAUUGAUAGUGCUAACAUUUUUGUAAGUUCUAAUCUUGAACAGACCAAGAUUUAACAGGCAAAAAAUGAGUGAAAUAUGUUGAUGAAAAACCAACAUACAAUCACAACAUUAACCCAAUGUAUGUGCAAUUAUGUCUUAAUUUCUCUUACUCAUUUUGCAUGAAAUAUGAACCGUACAAACCAACUGGACUGUAUUAUCUGAACUUAAAUAAUUGUUCUGCAUUUUUACCUUUUUUGCAGUUGAAUUGGGGUUAUUCCAUGAAUUCAAUUGCACUGCACUGAAUGUAUAGUUAUGUUUGCCAAGUGGUGGCAUUAGGCAGAGUUAGGCCAUUUACACAGGCAAUUACUGGCAGCAGGUUCAUUGACCUAUUCCUGGUGAUAUCACUUGAAUAAUCAUAGAACAUUAAAAUUCCAUGUAAUUUCCACAUGAAUCCUGUCCUGAUGGCAUUAUUUGUGACACAUUAUCUAGCUAUCUAGUGUUACUCGCUUUCUAAGUGCAGGUGAUGAUGUUAGCUAGCUAGCUACUCUGAUACUAUGGGUACAUUUUUCCUUCUUCUGUUUGCUAGCUGGCUACGUUAGCCAGUGAUAGCAAACUGGCUUUAGCCGGCAAGAUUAUUAACUUGUGUCACUGCAAUUCAUCUGCAGUGUGUGUAUCAGCAGAAUGUAAAUCAUAUAUUUUUUAAAACUAGUAGAUCUCUUCAUUAUUAUGUCAUCUUUCCCCCAUUUUGUUGACAAUGCACUUCUCAACAUUCCCCAAAAAUAGAUUGGCAUAGCAACAGUAACCCAGGAGUAGAGGGCACAAUGAAUAGGGCCAGUUUGGAUACAUUGUUUCUUUCCACUCCAUUUCAUUCAAUAUUAUUAGUAUGUCAGUUAGUCCAUUUCAAACAGUUAAAUUAUGCAAUUAGUUAUGCAAGGAUUUAGAAAAGAAAAAAUGUGAUUUUCAAGGUUGCCUCAAACUUAUUAAAAUGUCUUAAUACCCAUUAA
Molecule: messenger RNA, 5393 nt
Organism: Conger conger (European conger)
Lineage: Eukaryota; Metazoa; Chordata; Actinopteri; Anguilliformes; Congridae
Product: SLIT-ROBO Rho GTPase-activating protein 3-like
Exons: 23
Coding region: 337-3609 (1090 amino acids)
Biological process (GO): signal transduction; negative regulation of cell migration
Cellular component (GO): cytoplasm
Molecular function (GO): protein binding
Source: RefSeq, a predicted model, not a curated record